AUGGAAAAGAGGCACCGUGCACGCAUCAACGUAUCACUGGAGCAGCUCAAGUCUCUCCUGGAGAAACACUACUCACACCAGAUCAGGAAACAAGAGCUGGAAAAGGCCGACAUCCUGGAGUUGAGUGUCAAAUACAUGAAAAGUCUUCAGAAUUCACUGCACGGGCUCUGGUCAGCACACAGUGGAGUCGACUACCCACCCGGCUUCCGAGGCUGCCUCCCUGGAGUGAGCCAGCGGCUUCAGCUGGGAGAGGAGGGUGGCAGCGGUUUGCGCCGCCCCCUAGUGCCGGAGCGCGCGGAUGGAAGUACCAUGGACAGCACCGCCUCCAGCCCGGGGGUGUCCUCGGUGCACCGUGUCUGCUUUCCAGCUGUCUGGGCUCCUGCUCCGGCUGCGGGCGGCCCCGGGUCCCCGCCGUCCCGGCUUCUUUUCUCUGGAGGUCUCCCUGCGUCCUCCACCGGCGUUCUGGCACCGCAGCCUGCGUCGUGCUGCCAGGCCGAGAGCCCAGACCCCGGGCUUCGCGUGUGGCGGCCCUGGUGA
Molecule: messenger RNA, 537 nt
Organism: Nannospalax galili (Upper Galilee mountains blind mole rat)
Lineage: Eukaryota; Metazoa; Chordata; Mammalia; Rodentia; Spalacidae
Gene: Hes3
Product: hes family bHLH transcription factor 3
Biological process (GO): anterior/posterior pattern specification; regulation of neurogenesis; regulation of transcription by RNA polymerase II
Cellular component (GO): nucleus
Molecular function (GO): RNA polymerase II cis-regulatory region sequence-specific DNA binding; protein dimerization activity; DNA-binding transcription factor activity, RNA polymerase II-specific
Source: RefSeq, a predicted model, not a curated record